AUGGGUAAAGUUCACGGAUCUCUUGCCCGUGCCGGCAAGGUCAAGUCUCAGACUCCUAAGGUUGAGAAGCAGGAGAAGACCAAGACCCCUAAGGGUCGUGCUCUCAAGCGCCUCAAGUACACCCGUCGCUUUGUCAACGUUACCCUCACUGGUGGCAAGAGAAAGGUGAGCAGACUCGAGCAUGAUAGAGAAAGGAAGACAGGCGCUGACGAUUCGGACACAGAUGAACCCCAACCCCGGCUCAUAAACGACUCGUCAAAAUCGACAGGAAUUUGCGGUAUCGGGAAAUGUUGGCUUUCGGACACGGUUCAACACAGCAAUGGUUGGCUUCACUCAGUAAUGGGAUGA
Fusarium musae is the source of this 348-nucleotide messenger RNA. RefSeq lists its product as uncharacterized. Gene Ontology annotation, molecular function: structural constituent of ribosome. Gene Ontology annotation, biological process: translation. Bases 1 to 348 code for a protein of 115 amino acids. The transcript is spliced from 3 exons. The record is from RefSeq and is a predicted model, not a curated record. Lineage: Eukaryota; Fungi; Ascomycota; Sordariomycetes; Hypocreales; Nectriaceae. Gene Ontology annotation, cellular component: cytosolic small ribosomal subunit; ribosome.